AAUGUGGUUGCCAAAUGUCAUUUUGGUGUCACGAGUCUUGAUUAUCGGUAAUCUAAAGUGGAGCUGGCAGAGAGGGGUGUCUUUGAGACCACGCAGCCUGGUCAGUGAUUCUUGUGGAAGUGGUGCGCGCACGCGUCUCAACUGAAUCGAGUAGUCGAGGCUUAACCAUAAUGAGGAUAAUAUUGCUGUGUGCCGUAUUAGGAAUGGCAGUAGCCUUGGAAAAUGGCUGGCAGCCGAUUGUUCAGGAUUCUCCACUUGUCUACUCGACGUACGCCAAAUCGGCCGAAAGAUCGCUUAAUGCAGGCCCCUCAUUAAAAAUACUGAAUCGAAAACCACCCAAGCUGCCUGGUCUUCUGGGAACGAUACCUUCUGGUUCGGACUCCUGCAGUGUGUACAAGGUGUCCAUGAACCAAGAACUUUUCUACCAAUAUGUCGAAUAUCAGACGAAACUCCCCAACCUUAAAGAAUUCACGCUUUGUAUGUGGACCAAAUUUCACAAUCACACUGACGAUCAUCCGCUGUUUUCAUAUGCGGUUGGAGACAGCCCGAAGGAGAUCUCUGCGAUGGUAUCAAAUACGAAAGAGGCAAGCUACUUUAGCACGGCAGUUCAUGGACAAACGUAUUUUAGACUCAACUAUCCCUUGAAGCUUAAUACAUGGUAUCACUCAUGCCAAUCGUGGAAUGGUAAAACUGGCGAGUGGCAGAUUUGGGUAAACGGCGAGCGAGUUGGCAGAGGAUUUCAUAAUAGACUUGUAGGCCAUGUUAUAAAGGGAGGCGGUUCGAUUAUCACAGGACAAGAGCAAUCUUUAUUAUACACUCAAGACGGUUCCGAGCCAAUUUUAAAACAAUCAGGUUUUGUUGGAGAAAUCACUAUGCUUCAAUUGUAUAACGUUGCGCUCACGGCUGGAAAAGCCCAUAGAGAUCACAAACAUCAUCAUGCGCAUCAUUUCAAACACGACGGUUCGCCGUUUGAGGCUUCAACUCCAGCUGCCACGGAACCCCCACCGCCUGUACCCACGCCUAUUGGCAAUGGAAACUUUCUGAUCGCAGGACAGCUGCAAAAACCGGCCAACCUUAAUUUGGCGCGCCCUACACAACAAAAUAAUAUGAUUCCAGUUCAACUUCCGAACGGUCUUCAGCUACAACAGGAAUACGUCAAUGGCCAAUUGGGCAACCGUUUAGUAUCUGAGCAGCUUCUUAACAGCAUACAGCCCGUGUCAACGACAAAUCAUAUUAAUGGAAAUUAUCCCACUCCUCAAGUUGGAAUAUCUGUAAGUCAAAUUGAUCAAGGCCAACGAUUCGAAACUAGACCUUUUGGACAAUCAAAGGGAACUACGGUUGUUCUUUCGGGGUCUCUAAUAAAUCCGGCUAAUGUUCAAUACAUCGAUGAUACAUCUGGGCACAACGUUUUCAAGAGAGACUCAAAGAAACGCGAUAAAAGGGAUAAUCCUGAAAUAGAACUCGCGGAAGAAUUAAGCGGCGCUAGAAAAGAUAAACGUGGCCUGGUAGCUCUGUCAGAUGGCUCUAUCGUGGACGAAGCACUACUGACUCCUGAUCUGCUUGAUGAAAACGAAGAUGAUAUAGUCUUCCAACAAUCUUUGCUGGAUGGAUUGGCUGGCGUCGUCGGAAAUCAACCCGUUCAAAAUAUGCAAAGAGCAACUGUGGAAGACAGAGAGCCUGCGGAGGCCGAAGUGAAGGCGGUCAUGCAAGUAUGCAGCGGAUGCACACCAGAGCCUUUUAAGAAAGCGCUCGUCCUUUCAUGGAGAAGUACAUCCAAAAAGCUAUACAGCGGCGCUCAUUAUUACAAAGGUCUACCGAUAUGUCGAGCGUUUUAAUUAUUUAUAAGAUAAAGUGAAAAAGGCUUCGGUCCAGCGAAGGUUAAAACAUAGUAGACGCGUUUCUAACAAGUUUCAUUGGAAAACAGCGGCCACAAACUCUCCUCUGCUAUACAUACACUUAACUUAAACCAAUUAAAUUAAUACAGCUCAUGAUUAUAACAUAUAGGUUGUCAUGCGACACUGGCCGCUGCCAUAAAUGGCCGAUUCAAAUUAGCAGCUAAGAAGUCACCAUAGAAACGGGUGCGGUAGAGUACAUAUAUUAUGUACUUUGUACAUUGCCCACCACGGUAGAGUUUUCGUUAUGCCAUAAGGAGCGUGUGAAUGCUUCUAUGUUUUAUCCCUCGCUGCUUCGGUCAAGUAAGGCAAAUACUGUUCGGAACCGGGACGGGAUUUUUGCCUCGCCGAUUGCGCCAGUAAAUUUGUGGACUUGCUCACAUUGUACUCGUAGAUAGUCGCAAACGGACAUAAGUGAUUCGUUUUAAUCGAAGCUUCACUAGAUAAUAAUUCUAGUAGAGGAGUGAAUUGUACAAAGAGAUAUUGAUCCUCUCAGUUAAUAACAUUAUAUAUUACAAAAGUUAGUAUCAACACGACUCUAUACUGACUCGGAAAUUUUCUACUAACGCCAACUAAGUAAAAGUUUUGUGUAAAGCAUUUUUAUAAAGAUUCAAUUGUAAGUAUAGACCUAAGUUAAGAACUAUUAAUGUUUGCGUAAAUUUGUAUAAAAUUUUAUAAUUGGGUUAGUUUGUGGAAGAAAAGUACGUAUUCAUAUAACUUGCCAUCUCAUGUUAUUUUAUUUAUUAUAGCCCUAAGAUUAUAGCGUCGACUACUAUCGUUGUCUUUUUUAUAGGUAGUUAAUUAUAAGGUCGACAUGAUUUUUUGUUACCAUUAAAGUUAAUAAAUAAUUUAAAGGA
This is a messenger RNA of Maniola jurtina (meadow brown), 2749 nucleotides long. RefSeq lists its product as uncharacterized. The record is from RefSeq and is a predicted model, not a curated record. Bases 171 to 1835 code for a protein of 554 amino acids. The transcript has 9 exons. NCBI's taxonomy places the organism in Eukaryota, Metazoa, Arthropoda, Insecta, Lepidoptera, Nymphalidae.